CCAAGAGGAGGAAGUGAGGUUUCGUGGAGCUUUCAGCAGCGAUGUGAAAGAUUCUCAUCACGAUUUAUGAACUGUUUUCAUAUUGUGGGACGCUGGUGGUUUGUUUGCGAGGUUUCUUGGAGACAGGGAAGAGAAAAACGACGUCCUGAAUGAUCGCAUUCAGGCAAUAAGAGGAUCCCCCUGACCUGAGAACCGGACGUGUGUCCCAGGAGCAGAAUGGAAGUUGGAGAGUGAGAGCUGGAGGUGCUGCAUCAUGCCAUACUUGGUCCACACCGCCCAUGCCCAGUUUGUGGGGUUUUUGGUGGGUGCGAUUGGCUGGAUCCUCACCAUGGUGGCCAUCGGGCUGGUUCAGUGGAGAAUAUGGGUCGUGUCUGAUCUCACCUUCAUCAACUCCGGCCAGGCCUGGGUGGGCAUCUGGAGGACAUGCUUCUACACCCAUGUCCUGGUUACAUCUGAGUAUGAGGUCAUGUACUGCCAAAAGAUCCGCCUUUCGGACACUUUCACACCGAGCGAGAUUGCGGCUGCUCAGCCGAUGAUGCUGCUGGCCCUCAUCCUGGGGCUUUUUGGUAAUUCCUCUGUCAUUUAUGGCCUGAGGAACAUCUACUUUGGCCUGGAUAAGCAGAAACCUAUCAUAUUGGCCUUUUCCAUUGGUGGAGGACUUUUAAUUCUGGCCGGGGUGAGCUCUUUCAUACCUCUCUUCUGGAAUUUAAACUCUGUGGCGACCAACCAGACCAUAAACUUCCCUGAUAACUUCUACAUGCCCCCAGCUCCUGUUGAGCAGUAUGUUGGACCAGGUAUCGCCAUUGGCAUUUUCGCAUCCAUCCUGGUAGUGGUGAGUGGGGUGGUGUUUCUGUCCUACAAGUUUCCAGAAGGUCUGAGAACCAAAGUUGAACCUUCUUGCCUGGAGGAAGGCCACUCAGGACUGGGAGAAACUGGGAUGACACUGUCCCUGAGAUCCACACCGACGGGAAGCCAAGACAUAAAGAGCUGCUAUGGAAUGGACAACCCAGCCUUUCAGUCAUAGCAGAACACCUGAACAAUGAUUUUCCUUCAAGUGCUUACCUCCAAAUGCCUCAACUAGAGGUGCCAAUAUCUGACCUUUUAAUGUUUUAAUUACAUUAGGAUUUGAUUGUUUAGGAAACAACCCGAUGCAUCAUUAAAUCUUGGAUUUCAGUUUGUUUGGUAAGAUUUACAAACGUCCUUCUAAAUACACUGUGUACAGAUUUGACUGAUGGGGAAUGAUUUACACAAUAGUGAAAUAUAGCUAAUAAAGCCAGUACAGCAAGCUUUUUCUGUUUGAAAAUAACCUGAAUGGCCAUAAAAAGAAAGUGCAUAUUUUUUUUAAUACAACUAUAAUGGAUUCUGAUUUAAUUUAUUCAUCAUAUUUAAAGCCAUGCCUUAAAGUAUUUUUACAAGCCUUGCAUAUUCUGACUGUACCACUUUAAAAGCACUUAUAAAUGCUUGAUAAUAUGAAUUCCUGUUGAUAUGCCAUUGUUGUAUUAGCACUCGAUUGUUUAAAAGAAGGUUGGAAUGUGAGUAUGAGUGUGGUUAGUGUCAUCUUUGGAGAGAGAGCGGUAGUUGGGAAGUUAUCCGGACACAGCUGAGUUUUUAAUGAUGUGACAAUGAACACUCUUGUGUUAAAGGGGCACUCUGGUGAAAUGAAAAACGUACCCAUUCCUGCAUAUGUUGUACACAUGCCUUCUUGCAACUUACACCAGUGCCGUUGAAAUCUCUAAAGUGAGAUCUUCCAAUUUAAGGACUAGGAAAACUCCCUUUGGAUGUUGUAUCUUGAAGGUACAAGGAAGCUGCAACUGCUUUGGUGUAAUUUUUUGGGACUGAGCUGUUUUUUUUUUCUCUUUUUCUGGCAAUUACAAAAAGAUGUCAGAUAGCUAACAUCACUGCUAGCAAGCCGAAUAUCGUAUUGCAGUUGUAGAGGACAGCAAGCUAAAUGCUGAAGUUAAUGAUGUAGCUACCUGGCUAUCUAGAUACUUUACCUCAGUUUGGCAUCUUUUCCCUGGGGUUGAAAGGGUUAAAACACUGCCGUACAUUUUGAAAAAUAAAGAUUAAUGAAUGGGAGAGGUAGGAAUUACAUGAAACAUAGUUUGGUUGUUUUUAUUAGCCUAAUAAAUAAUAAACUGGUGGCUAGGCUACCAGUCAGGAUUGGAUGGCACCACAGUGAUUCCCAGUGAUGCAUGCUGAAUAUUGUAGUGAGAGAGAACAUUGAUGAAUGUAAUAAAGUGGUGAAGUCUGUCAAACUGACAUGGCUGAUGUUUACAAAACACUGUAUAGUAUGACAAAAAAACAUAUUAAACUCUACUUUUGGGCUGGAGUGCCCCUUUAAUCACAGCUGUGUAACCAUCUCAGGGAACAGUACAUAUAGUCAUAUAAUUAGAUUUAAGACAAGUUUACUUUGGCCCUUAGUAAGUUGUUGUUUUUCAUUAUAACUUAAUAUCAGAGCCAUGCUAGGGUGUUUUUCUGUAUUGAAGUGUUCAAUGUGUUUCUGAGAUUUAUAUAUUUUUUGUCUUGCAGAUUUAUAAAUGUGUAUAGAUGUAUAGCUUAUUUAAAACAUCAUUUGUCUCGAUAGCAGUGCAAUAGAAUAUUUUAAAUUACAGUGAUGUAAGUGAAAUUAAAUUUGCAAG
This is a messenger RNA of Pygocentrus nattereri (red-bellied piranha), 2639 nucleotides long. Its product is annotated as claudin-34-like. NCBI's taxonomy places the organism in Eukaryota, Metazoa, Chordata, Actinopteri, Characiformes, Serrasalmidae. Bases 254 to 1024 code for a protein of 256 amino acids. The transcript is spliced from 3 exons. Gene Ontology annotation, biological process: cell adhesion; bicellular tight junction assembly. Gene Ontology annotation, cellular component: bicellular tight junction; plasma membrane. Gene Ontology annotation, molecular function: structural molecule activity. The record is from RefSeq and is a predicted model, not a curated record.